Messenger RNA from Nematostella vectensis (starlet sea anemone), 3728 nucleotides. Its product is annotated as 5'-AMP-activated protein kinase subunit gamma-1. Lineage: Eukaryota; Metazoa; Cnidaria; Anthozoa; Actiniaria; Edwardsiidae. The transcript has 19 exons. Bases 171 to 1643 code for a protein of 490 amino acids. The record is from RefSeq and is a predicted model, not a curated record.
GGCCGUCUAAUUGCGGGCUCACUUUAAGUGAGAGUGUCGGAUUCAGUUCGAGUUCGAGCUCAUGAUUCGCAAAGAACACUUGAAAAUCUGGCCGAUUCUACUCCCUGUACACCACAAACCAAGGCCUUAACAUCUUAGUGAAGUCUUCAAUACAUAGGUCCUUCCUAAAUAUGUCCUUGCCCAUACAGGACGAGGCGAUGGAUGUCUCAAUGAGUGAUAGCAAACUUCAGGAGACUGAAAGUAAACCACUAUGGAGAAGUUCUGAAAUGGAGGACCUGAGCAUGUUUGCCAUGCCUCUGAUGGACCACAGCGGAAUGGACAAGGGUGACAAUGGCCUCCCUCAGGACAAACGCAGUAGCCAUGAGUGGGUGCAGGAAUGGCAGAGCAAGUCAAUAGAUGGUGAUCAGGGGGAAGUAUUCACCUCUCGACCCAGAAGCUCUUCUCAAGGUUCUGGGGGCCCACCAUCUCCUAGCGGUAGCAUGGCAAGAAGUAAUUCAGCGCCUACAAAUUCUGGUUAUGACAGUCCAGAUGUUGAGAGAAUGGAGGAUGAAAGCUAUAGAUCUCCAGAGCUCUUACUAAAUCAUGUCAGACAGACAAUAGGGGAGUCUACAAUGGCAGAUGGAACCAUGGGUACAAAAAGAGACCAAAUGUUUAGCAAUGAUGAUGAGGAUUUAACCUUUGAUAUUGAUAUUGAGGAGUCUAUGAUGGGUGAAAACUGGUGUUAUUCUAAUUUCCUUAAGUCACGAAUGUGCCAUGAACUUAUGCCAAAAAGCUCAAAAAUAGUUGUGUUUGACACCAAGCUAAACGUAAAGAAAGCAUUCUUUGCUCUGUUAGCUAAUGGAGUGCGGUCUGCCCCAGUCUUUGAUAGUUCUAGACAAGACUUUGUUGGGAUGCUCACUAUAACAGAUUUUAUUAAUAUUUUGAAGUGCUACUACAAAUCUCCGCUGAGUGGCACAUCUGCGCAGGUUCAGAUGGAUGAGCUAGAGGAACACAAGAUUGAAACAUGGAGAAGAUUACAGUCACUAAAAUCAGAUUCCAGCUUGGUUCGGAUAUCUCCAACACAGAGUUUAUAUGAGGCAGUACGGAUGUUACUGGAGUUCAAGAUCCACCGUCUGCCGGUCAUAGAUCCAUCAACUGGCAAUGCACUGUACAUAAUAACACACAAGAGAAUACUCAAGUUCCUAUUUGCUUAUAUGCAAGAAUUAAAGAUGCCUGAUUUUAUGUACAAAACACUUGAGGAUCUCGGAAUAGGGACAUACAAAUGUGUUGCUACUGUCUCCCCUAGUACUCCACUUAUCCGUGUGCUUCAUAUGUUCUCUGAGAAGCGUGUAUCAGCCCUGCCUGUAGUGGAUGAUAAAGGUGUGGUGGUUGACAUUUACGCUAAAUUUGAUGUGAUCAAUCUGGCCGCUGAAAAAACAUACAACAACUUGGAUGUUACGGUGCAACAGGCGUUAGAGCAUAGGGCUGAAGGAUUUGAAGGGGUCCAUAGGUGCUACCUAGAAGAGACGCUUUUCCUAAUUGUUGAACGACUGAUAGAAGCCAGGGUGCAUCGGCUGGUGGUAGUAGACAAAGAAGAUCACUGCAUUGGAGUACUUUCUUUAUCUGAUAUUCUGCGCUUCCUAAUACUCAAGCCAUUAGCGUAGGGGAUUUGAUUCUAAAACCGUUCAAGGGAACCCGCUUCAAUACGAGAAUUAAACGACUCCAAGUAGUCCGAAACAUCUACUGUACGGUGUCAAUUAUCGUAAGGAACAUUAUCUGGUUAAAUGAUGUUUAUGGAAACCCUACGUUAAGGAAGAACAUGUUCCAUAAAACGAAACACAAGGGCUAAUGGGUUGUCAGAAACUAGUCACACCAAGAGUAUUCACGUGACACUGCGUUGUUGUCAAAUGCGUCGCAAAAGUGUUCUUGGGUUUAGCAUUCUUUGUAGAAUGCGCGAAGCAUGAAUUUCUUUUCCAAGCACUGCCCGGGGAAAGGCUAGAGAAAUAUUAUUAAGGGACUGGUAGUCAUCUUUUUUUUUGGAAAUCACGUAUAAAAUUCCACUGCACUCAAUUGAUGCAAGUUGUAGAUUUUAAAGGCCCAGUUUACCAUUUCCAUGUUGGAUUUUUACCCCAGCGAAAGCAAAAAAUAUCUGAAAAAGUCGUAAAAGGCAUUUCCACGUGGGCGUGGAUUUUUAGGACUUUUUGACGAAAACAAAAACAGUGCGAUGCAUGCUGAGUAGGUCAAGUUGGUCGGUCUUCGUCCCUUGUCAGUGACAAGAUUCAACAACGAUAACAAUUUUGACCAACUUAGCAUUACUAGUCUAGCGCUUAGAAACCAUAUAAUAGUCAUACAAGUGCUUGUAUUACCGUAAUUGUUCGAAUAAGCGCGCUUAUUAGGGCGCUUAUAUGGGGAGGUGCAUCUCGAGAUAAAAAGCGCUUUUUACAACGUGCCUGGAGUUACAAAAACAAUUCUCGCAACAAUAACCAGAAAGUUUUCAAUGAUAAAAAUAUUGUGCUAGUUCUGUCAGUUUUCGUAUUUUUUUUCCCUAACGCACAGUCUUUAUUGUGAAACACGUUUAAUAGAGGCGCUUAUCGGCAUUUUUCCUCUUCAGGGGCGUGUCUAGAAAAAAACUCAGGAUGGGGCUCAGAGUAGUAAUUCACUGAUUCACGGAUCAAUCUUGUUCAAAUCGGUAUCCCUAGUUCUGGUAUUAGGUCACUAGAUCCCGUCUGGAAUCUUUUCUUUUAAUACAUGAAACUAACCGUCUUCUUAACUACUAACGAAGGGGUCAAACGGAGUCGAACUCGUCUCUUCACAUAAGCGUUUAUUCCAGGAACGCGCUUAUUCGAGCUUUUACGGUAUUACCGAUGCUUGUAUUACUGCUAUACAAAUGCUUGAAUUAUUGUUUGGUCUAGAGACAUAGUUUAAUGUACUGGUAGGGGCGGAUCCAGGAUUUUUCCUGGGGGGGGGAGGACAACAGGGAAGAACGAGGUGACUCUUUUUACCUUUUUUCUCACCAAUCUCUCAUUGGUGGGGUUGCACCCUCCACACCCCCUCCCCUAGUUCCGCUAAUGUGGUUUUUUUAAAGGCUAUGUAUCUAGGUGAUCGAUUUAAGGACUUUGGAUCCGUUGUGUGUCGAAUCUUUAAGUGCCGCAAAAAAUCGUUGCUAAUAAGAUUUUUUAUAUUUCAGUGGCGACCAUACCCACCAGACAGAAUCUAUAACAUUCUAUCCAUUCUACAAUUUAAAAAAAACAUCUACGGAUAUUAAUAUUUUCAAAAUGAUAGGAUAUUUCAAUAUUCAUUAUAAAACCAAAAUAACAGUGUAACACAGUUGGAUCCAGAGUCCCUAAUUACAAAAGAUGACGCUCUGCAAUAGGGUGUUUUCCAGAUAAUGAUAUUUGAGCGCGAAAUUGCCGAGUUUGAUUACAGUCGUGUGACAUUUUUUUAUAUUCUCUUUUCGUUUUAUGAUGAAGCUUUAGACUAAACAUCUGGCUUAAAAGGGAUGAAAAUGUUGUGGUUUGGUAAAAAUAAGCUGAAAAUAUUUGCACAAAGGCUGUAAACAAACUCUGAUCUAUCAAAAUCUCGGUGAAGAACGGCCCAUUUGACAGUAAGGGAAGCAUCACGAGUGCCUAGCACUAUGUCAUGGUACGAUGGAAAUGGUUGACGACGACUAUUUUACAGAUCACUUUUGUGAAAAGAAAGUUCUUUUAGACAAGUUUCUAUCAAUUAAAAUGUUAAUGUAAAAACCGAAA